GCACAACCACAUAUGGCCUCAGCCUCUAAAACCCGCCCUCUAUCCAAAGAAAGAGGAGACCCAGAGAUCCACAGAAGCACAAGAGUCUGCAACAGGAGCUGAUCUGACUGAAAGUCUUCAGUUCGAACAAGCAAUUCAAGCUAAGACUGUGGAAGGUGAAAGCAAGCUCCAUGCUAUGGCUUCUUUCCCAGUGAUGUUGUUUCUUAUUAGCCUGCUGUUUCCAUCUAUGCUCACUAAAGGAAGGGUUCUGACACAUACUCAGAAAGAAUCAAUCAUAUCUGCUGAUCACAAGACACGUGUCAAGACUGACUUGGACAAAAUCGACUGCCCAUGUGAACUAAAUAUCAAAGAUAUCUUGCAGAGGAGCCCCUGUGCAUCUCAUCAAUACCAAACAGCACUUGAAGACCCGACCAAUGAUAACAAACACAAGUUAGACCUGUCUAUUCUCUUAACUUCCCUGAGAAAAUGCUGUGAUUAUCAAGGGGACCCAGUAAACUUCAGUAAUAUGGUCCAUAGGCUCCAAGGGACCAGAGUUAGGCACCAACAAGAAUAUAUGUCACUGUCACUCUACCCUUUGGAGGAAUGCUUAAACUUAGCAAUGACUGUGCUCCUUUUCCAUUAAAUUUAACUAGGAGUCCCCUGAUGCCCUUCCUACUGUUGCUGUCUUUCCAGUUUUCACUGUCUUUAGUGAACCACCCAAAUACAAAGACAGUGAAGACGAAAACACAAAAAAGUCCCCUAUCCUCCUUCCAGUAACAUGUUAAAAAUGACCCGAGGCAGCAAAGAAAGUGUACUGAACCAGAUGUGGAAGGAGCAGGCAGCUGGCUAGUAAUUAGCAUCACUACAAAACUACUGGCCUAACCUCCCUUAUUCAAAUGUACAUGUUGUUUCAUGGAAGGAGUCCCAAUAAAAUCGCCAUGGCUAUUCA
Messenger RNA from Mesocricetus auratus (golden hamster), 928 nucleotides. RefSeq names its product exocrine gland-secreted peptide 1-like. The record is from RefSeq and is a predicted model, not a curated record. Lineage: Eukaryota; Metazoa; Chordata; Mammalia; Rodentia; Cricetidae. The transcript has 3 exons. Gene Ontology annotation, molecular function: pheromone activity. The coding region runs from base 176 to 622 and encodes 148 amino acids.